Symbiodinium pilosum is the source of this 395-nucleotide messenger RNA. The record is from the annotation of a GenBank genome assembly. NCBI's taxonomy places the organism in Eukaryota, Dinophyceae, Suessiales, Symbiodiniaceae.
GUUGCCCAUGUCCUUCGGCCGCCGCAUCGAGAGCGAUGCGCUACGUUUGAGGCGAAGGCAGUGGAGCCCCCUGGGCGCCUACCAGCCAUGCCGCAGACGGGUCGAGUUGCAGAGCCCAUUCAGAGGAGCCCAGAAGAAGCAGAGAAGGACCAGUACAAACUUUGGCCACUCCUUCCCCUUGAGCUUCGCGAGCUCGCAGAGCCAUGCGCUUCGCGCUUCGUAGAUUUCGUGAAGAGGACGCAAGGAGCCUCGGAUUUGGAGUUCGAGCAAGUGAGGGGAGAUGUCCGGAAGUUCAUCAAGGAAUUGGCUGGGCAGGUGGCAGCUAAGCGAGAACAGCUUGGCUUGGAAGUCGGAGACAGCAAGGAGUCUGCCGAAGCAGCUCGCGCAAAGUGGAG